Molecule: messenger RNA, 480 nt
Organism: Lutzomyia longipalpis
Lineage: Eukaryota; Metazoa; Arthropoda; Insecta; Diptera; Psychodidae
Product: cytochrome b5
Exons: 2
Coding region: 111-452 (113 amino acids)
Cellular component (GO): membrane; intracellular membrane-bounded organelle
Molecular function (GO): heme binding
Source: RefSeq, a predicted model, not a curated record
GUGCGUUGAGGAACGAAAAGAUUUUUGAUUAAUGCUCAGAUUUGAGCACUCCUCCACUUCUCUAUAAAAUAAUUGAUCAUUUUGCACUGUCUUCAGUAAAUUUAGCUGCAAUGUCUCACCGAUUUACAAAGGAGGAGGUAUCUCAAAGAGAUGGGAAAAAUGGUCGAGAAUGUUGGUUGAUAAUUAAAGACUCAGUGUACAAUGUGACGGGAUAUUUAAAAGAACAUCCAGGUGGAGAUGAUUUGAUCCUUGAAUGGGGUGGCAAGGAUGGAACGAGAGCUUUCAAUGAUUUCGGACACUCAAGUGAUGCUGUGAAGGAUUUAAAGAAGUUUAAAAUUGGAGAAUUAGCCGAAGAGCCCAAACCGACCGCCAAACAAUCUAGUCAAUCAAUCAGUAAAGAAAAUGAUGUGAAGAAAAAGAAAUCUUAUUCAUGCCUGUUGCUUUGUAGAUAAUAUAUUUUAGUGGAAAUAAAUUUAAUUC